Molecule: messenger RNA, 2818 nt
Organism: Fragaria vesca subsp. vesca
Lineage: Eukaryota; Viridiplantae; Streptophyta; Magnoliopsida; Rosales; Rosaceae
Product: probable beta-1,3-galactosyltransferase 20-like
Exons: 7
Coding region: 534-2573 (679 amino acids)
Cellular component (GO): Golgi membrane
Molecular function (GO): galactosyltransferase activity; carbohydrate binding
Source: RefSeq, a predicted model, not a curated record
GGAGUCAAAGUAGUAUCUCCGUCUUUCUCACAAUUAACCACCUUUCUAUACGUUUUCAUCAGUUUCAGGCUUUGAACACCAAUAAAGAUUGGGUCUUUACUUUUCAUUCUCAGUCUUCCAAUUCAAUCCCCAUCUGCAUUUUCAGUGGAGAACUUUUCUGGGUCUAGAUCAAGCUCAUUGCAAGCAAAUGCGGGUGAGAUUUUGAUUUUAAAGCUUUUACUGCGUUCAAGUUUUGUUGAGGCGUUUUGAUUUGCUGAACUGGGAUAUUGACUGAUUGUUGAACUGGAUCUCUGUGAACCCUGUACGGGGUUUUGAGUUUCUCUCACUGUUAUGCUUACAUUUCUCGUCAUUAUUGAUUUGUGUUGAGUUUGGGAUGUUGGGUUUGUUUAAAGGAUUUGGAAAGACAUGAACUUUGAGUUAUUUUGUUGGGUUUGGAGCUUGUGUUGGGUUGUAUGUGUUGAUUGAGGAAAAGGGUAUGGGAGCUUUUUGGUUGUUGUAGAGUAUGGUGUAGUCUGUGGAUUGGUUUUAGAGAGAUGAAGAGGCUGAAAGGUGAGCCUCCGGUUACUAGGAGGUUCAAGUUGCAGCAUUUGUUGAUUGGUAUGGCAGCAUUGUACUUGGUUUUCAUAUCCUUUAAGUUUCCCCAGUUUCUUGAGAUAGCGAAGGCGUUGAGUGGUGAUGAUGGUUAUGAUGACAUGGCCAAUGAGGACUCGGAUUUGAGUAAACCGAUGUUUAAUUCUGUUUAUAAGGAUACAUUGCACCGAAAAUUGGAAGAUGACCAACAUCAGGAUGCGCCCGUGAGGCCUAGAAAGGAGCCUUUGGAAGAGAAGAGAAAUGGUUCCAAGACUAUAAAGCCACUUCAGCAUCGAUAUGGUCGGAUAACUGGUGAAAUCAUGAAGCGGAGGAAUAGAACAAAUGAACUCUCGGUGUUUGAGAGGAUGGCAGAUGAGGCUUGGACAUUAGGAUUACGUGCUUGGGAAGAACUGGAUAAACUUGAUGUCAAGGAGACAGGAGAUAGUUCUAUAGUUGAGGGGAAACCCGAGUCAUGCCCUUCAUGGUUAUCCAUGAGUGGGGAAGAAUUGGCAACGGGAGAUAGAUUGAUGUUCCUUCCUUGCGGGCUUGCUGCAGGUUCUUCUAUUACACUGGUGGGAACUUCCCAUAAUGCUCAUCAGGAGUAUGUGCCUCAGCUUGCAAAAUUGAGGAGGAGUAAUGGAAUGGUAAUGGUCUCGCAGUUCAUGGUUGAGUUGCAAGGAUUGAAGUCAGUGGAUGGGGAGGACCCCCCCAAGAUCCUGCACUUGAAUCCACGAUUAAGAGGAGAUUGGAGUCAGCGGCCAGUCAUUGAGCACAACACCUGUUAUAGGAUGCAGUGGGGAUCAGCUCAAAGGUGUGACGGUUCACCAUCCAAGAACAGUGAAGAAAUGCUAGUUGAUGGAUAUGCGCGAUGUGAAAAGUGGAUGGGAAAUGAUAUGGUAGCAGCAAAGGAAUCCAAGACGAAGACUACCUCAUGGUUUAAGCGUUUUAUAGGGCGUGAGCAGAAGCCAGAAGUUACUUGGCCCUUUCCCUUUGUGGAGGGUAGAUUAUUUAUCCUGACAAUACGAGCUGGUGUAGAUGGAUUCCACAUGAGUGUUGGUGGCAGGCAUGUGACGUCAUUUCCAUAUCGGACGGGAUUUACACUUGAAGAUGCAACUGGAUUAGCAAUAAAAGGAGACGUGGAUGUUCAUUCUGUAUAUGUUACCUCGCUUCCUGCUUCUCAUCCAAGUUUCUCACCUCAAAGGGUACUGGAGUUGUCAGAAAAGUGGAAAGCUCAUCCUUUACCUAAGACUCCUAUUCGACUGUUCGUUGGGGUUCUUUCUGCAACAAAUCACUUUGCAGAGCGCAUGGCAGUGAGGAAAACUUGGAUGCAAUCAUCAGCAAUCAAGUCCUCACGCGUAGUAGUCCGUUUCUUUGUCGCGUUGAAUGCAAGGAAGGAAGUCAAUGCAGUGCUGAAGAAAGAGGCUGCUUACUUUGGUGAUAUUGUGAUCUUGCCCUUUAUGGAUCGUUACGAGCUUGUUGUUCUCAAGACCAUUUCUAUUUGUGAAUUUGGGGUUCAGAAUGUGACGGCAGCAUACAUCAUGAAAUGUGAUGAUGAUACAUUUGUUAGAUUGGACACUGUUUUGAAGGAAAUUGAGGGAAUCUCUUCUAAAAAGUCUCUUUAUAUGGGCAAUCUCAACCUCUUGCAUCGCCCUCUCAGAAGUGGGAAAUGGGCUGUAACCUAUGAGGAGUGGCCAGAAGAAGUUUAUCCUCCAUAUGCUAAUGGCCCUGGAUACAUAAUUUCUAUUGAUAUUGCUAAAUUCAUUGCCUCUGAGCAUGGGAAUCGAAGCCUACGGCUUUUUAAGAUGGAAGAUGUGAGCAUGGGAAUGUGGGUUGAGCAAUUUAACAGUUCCAGGGUGGCUGUCCAGUACUCCCAUAACUGGAAAUUUUGUCAGUAUGGGUGUAUGGAGAACUAUUACACAGCGCAUUACCAGUCUCCAAGACAAAUGGUCUGUCUGUGGGACAAGUUGGCUAGGGGUAGAGCUCAAUGCUGCAACUUCAGAUGACAGUGAAGCAACUGUAACACUCUUCACCAUUCUUUACCGCAUCCUCGAUCACACAAAUGCUGAUUUUGUUUUAGUUUGGGUUUCUAGUCCAAGCUCCUAGCAGUGAAUCGUGAAAAAAUGGUUUCGGAAUGAAUCAUCGAAAUAUCUACUGAUUGUCUAGUAAAAGAGGGCUGUCUGAAAAAUUCAGCUUCCAACUCUCAUAUUGUACAUUAUGUUCAUGAUAUUGAGUAAUUAAGAUUUUACAG